This is a messenger RNA of Megalobrama amblycephala (Wuchang bream), 2126 nucleotides long. RefSeq lists its product as uncharacterized. NCBI's taxonomy places the organism in Eukaryota, Metazoa, Chordata, Actinopteri, Cypriniformes, Xenocyprididae. The record is from RefSeq and is a predicted model, not a curated record. The transcript has 4 exons. Bases 1024 to 1671 code for a protein of 215 amino acids.
GCAACGGUUUAUUUUCAAAUCUUCAGGCUCCAGAGACGAUAGUUCAGCAGUGCACCGGAUCGCUCAGAUCUUUGGAAAUAUGGCGUUAUUUUUAGUAUUUGUACUAUUUUAUAUCUAUUUACUUUUUAUGUCAUUUUUAAAAAAAAAUGUAUUUCAUCCUUACUGAGUGACUGAUUUUAUUUAGACUGACUCGACUCGACGCGCUAAAUCGUUCGGCGUUUUCUUUGUAAUGAUUUACUGAGGAAAAACAUUGUACAACUCAGCAAACUGAGGACAGCGGGAAACACGAGCGGGACAUAUCAGUCGGAAUCAGAAAUCGAUGAAACGGAAAAAGCAACGAUGUCGUCGGUGAGAGAAUGUCUCAGUUCAACUGAAUGAUUUUUGGUCUCUUUUGGUUUUAAAAUGUCGGUCACGACGCCUUUUGAUUGCCGUUUUUGUUCCGGCAAUUAUUCAUUUAGGCUACAAAGUACAAACUACGUGUAUUUUUAUGUGUGUGUAGACACAAGAUAUUAAUAGCAUUAUUAACCACAAGUAGCCUAAUCUACAUUGUUCUCUUGUGCUUCUUGUGGGAAGCAUAUAAACUCAAGUCAUUGUGAUUUUUAAAUCAAAACAAUAAUCCUGUCACCUGCACUGAAGCGCUGACGACAUCGGAAUUCGUUCUAUUCGUGACGUCACAGUCAGCGCGGGAGGCUUUAAAGUGCCGCUCUCGCUGAAAAACUCGCAUUUGACUCGUUGCUGUUAGUGUAUAUGCGAUUUAGUGUCGAUAUACGAUUAUUUGCAUCAGUCUACAGCUGUGAUCAGUGUGCAAUUUUGAAUGCUAAGUGUACGAUUCCCUGUCAGCGUCUGAUUGUGAAUCUGCAUUUUUCUAUUCAGUGUACUAUAUCCAUCUCGAUCUGUGUUCAGAUCUGUGUAUUAGUACAGUUGAAUUGCACAUCAUAGCUUUCUGAUCUGUGUGCGGUUUCGGAUCAUAAAAUAUUACUUGGUUGAAAGAUUUUGGAUCAGUGUACCAUUACAGAUCAGAAAAUGUAUAGCAAUAAAUUUCGCACACUCCGGCUCCCGACGUGUGUCAGUCCUGAUCUGACCGCACCACCUCUGACUGCCGCAGACAGGCCAAGACUGCAGCCACAACCACCGCCGAAAAGGAACCCAAAAGGCAUUGCGACGAUGACGGAGCUCACUCGCCAGAACAGUAUUAGUGUCUCCAGUCGUCCGCAGUCUGUCCAGCUUCCUCCCAUCUUUGGCACUUCCUAUGUUAGAGGACUGUGUCCAAAUCCACCCGCUCAGGAAAAGACGACGCCUUCAGUUCAAUGCCAUCAAUCAUUUGACAAGGCCAGACUGCAGAGAAACCUUGCAGAGAAGGUAUCCGAGCAGCACAUUGAGCGUCAAGUAGCCAAAGGCCGCAGAUACGACUUCAUAGAGGCUCGGAGGACAGAAGUGCGUCUGCGUCAUGGGCGUGAAAAGAUGGAAAUGGAGGAAGCUCUCGCUCUACAGAGAGCCAAGCUGGAACAGGACGUCCAUCAUGUGCGUCAGAAACAUACCCAGUUUCUGGAAGAGAAGAGGAGGAGGAUCCAGGAGAAAGACAUGGUUUGUCGUUUCAACCAACACCACAACGCUCGAGCGAGGGCUGUACACCGACACAACGACUGGAAACAAGGAAAUGGAGUCGAGUAAAAUCGCUCCAGUACGCUCAAGUUGAACGACCCCCUCAAGCAGUUGGAAAUGGUGAAUAAUGAAUGAAAACGGGCUCCUCCUCAUCAUGGCGGACGGCCUCAGGCUCCUCCACUCGCUCACGGACGACAGCCGCCCCUCCACAACCCAGGCGGCUGGCAGCGAGUUCGUCCGUUCCCCUGGCGAGUUACUCCAGCCCACCGCCGCGAGCGUCCACUGCAGCAGACUCUGCUCAGACGCGCUCGCUGGCACAGCGGAUUUCCCACAGUUGCGUUCCUCCUUUCUUCUGUUUAAAGUUCGCGGAAGAAGAAGGCGGGAAACCAGCGAACGUUCAACAUAAUGCUUUAAUCAUAAAAUCCAAGCCUGGUCCUCCCUCAUAAAAGGCAAAAUGAACCAGAUAAAAUGCUCUUGCAAAUAAUAUUGAUCUAGACCGAGCAUGAGCUGAUUGCCUUGAGCUU